AUGACAACCAACCACAUUCAUCAACAACGCCAUUAUCAUCAUCAUCCAUAUUCAACAUACCAACAACAACAUCAUUACCAACAUCGUUCGAAGCAUGAGUCUGUGCCUUUCCAAAUCCACCCAUCUACAGGUGCCAUCACAUCAUCCAACGCACAAUCCUGUCGAUAUGAUUCUUCAUUGGGGCUGUUGACUAAAAAGUUCAUUGCGUUAUUACGUUCCAGCGCUCAUGGUGAAUUGGAUUUGAAUCGUGCUGCAGCACAACUCAAGGUGCAAAAGCGACGAAUUUACGACAUUACAAAUGUAUUGGAAGGCAUUCGGCUUAUUGAAAAGAACUCAAAGAAUCAUGUGCGAUGGAUCGGAAAUCGUCAUGCGACAGCAUCAUCAUCAUCAUCAUCACCAACAUCCUCCAUCACUACUACAUCGUCCUCUUCAUCUUCAUCUUGCAUCAUGUCAUCCAAUCUAGACGAAUUGGAGCACCGAUUAUCACUCCUAAAGCGGCACAAUGUAUCACUCGAGCGAGAACAUGACCGAUUGCAUAGCAUCAAGCAACAUGUGGAUCACGAGAUCGAGGGGGUAUUAAGGCGUCACAAGAACCAUUGUUAUCUCACCCUUGAAGACUUGGCUCAGUACCAGACAAAGUUAGCUCAAGAAGUUCUUGUGAUCGUCAAUGCUCCUUACAAUACCGACAUUACCGUUCACCAGCCGUCGUUGCCAUCUACUUUGCUAAAGACACAACCAACCAAGGUAUUUUUAUUAUUUACCCAUUGA
Lichtheimia ornata is the source of this 768-nucleotide messenger RNA. RefSeq lists its product as uncharacterized. The record is from RefSeq and is a predicted model, not a curated record. Gene Ontology annotation, biological process: regulation of transcription by RNA polymerase II. Gene Ontology annotation, cellular component: RNA polymerase II transcription regulator complex. Gene Ontology annotation, molecular function: RNA polymerase II cis-regulatory region sequence-specific DNA binding; DNA-binding transcription factor activity, RNA polymerase II-specific. The transcript is spliced from 3 exons. Lineage: Eukaryota; Fungi; Mucoromycota; Mucoromycetes; Mucorales; Lichtheimiaceae. Bases 1 to 768 code for a protein of 255 amino acids.